Messenger RNA from Brassica napus (rape), 3573 nucleotides. RefSeq lists its product as uncharacterized. The record is from RefSeq and is a predicted model, not a curated record. The transcript is spliced from 5 exons. Gene Ontology annotation, molecular function: catalytic activity. NCBI's taxonomy places the organism in Eukaryota, Viridiplantae, Streptophyta, Magnoliopsida, Brassicales, Brassicaceae. Bases 1 to 3573 code for a protein of 1190 amino acids.
AUGGUGAGCUGGAACUGUCAAGGGUUAGGGAAUCCCAAGACAGUUCGUCGUCUCAAGGAAAUAACGAAGACCUACCGACCCGACAUCUGUUUCCUUAUUGAGACUAAAAAUCCCGAUGACUUCGUACUUCAAAAAUGUGAUCAGCUUGGGUAUGAUGAGCAUUUCUUGGUAACUCCCACAGGCCACGGAGCGGGGGGUCUUGUGUUACUUUGGAAGCAAGAAAUAAAGUUACAAGUGCUCUAUCAUAAUGCUGAUGUAAUCGAUACGAGUAUUGAAUACGAAGGAAAAUUAUUCUAUGCAAGUUUUGUAUAUGGCAGUACGGACAGAGGCCAAAGAAACCUGCUGUGGAACCACCUCUUGGCAUCAGCAGAAUCACGAGAUGCACCGUGGUUCCUUACGGGGGAUUUUAAUGACUUACUGCGUAGUGAAGAGAAGGUAGGGGGCCCGGACAGGCCAGAGGGCUCCUUUUCAGACUUGCGAACCUUUUUUUCUGAAGGCGACCUACUGGAUAGAGCUGUGGCCAAUAGCUCUUGGGCGGAGAACUACCCAUCGGCUCGCUGCCAUUACCUGGAGUAUGAAGGCUCGGAUCACAAGCCACUCGUCUCUUUCCUUGACCCAACUAUGAUGAACAGGAAAGGUCUCUUUCGGUAUGACAGAAGGCUCAACACGAAUGAAGAGGCAAUAAAAGUGGUUCUGGAGUCAUGGGCUAGCUUAGACCGGCCAAAAGUAUCUGAGAGACUAGCGGCUACAAGAAGAGCAUUAUCAGAGUGGAAUAAGCUACAACAACAGAACAGCAAGGUCCUUAUUGAGCAAAGAAAGCAAGAAUUGGAGGCAGCCCUGACUAGCCCGCUAAAUGACACGGCCCUUAUCAAGGAAGUUGAUGAUAAACUUAAUGAGGCCUAUCUGGCGGAGGAGGCUUUCUGGAAGCAAAGAAGCCGGCUGUUGAGGCUCAGUUUAGGAGAUAGAAAUUCUGGGUUCUUUCAUGCCACAACAAAGAAUCAGAAAAGGGCUAAUGCUCUAACAAUAUUGGAAGAUAGCGCAAGGGUGAUGGUAUAUAAAGAGACUGAGAUAGCGAAGACAGUAGAGGAGUACUUCAAAGAGCUGUUCACCUCGGAACAGGGGGAGCGAACUAGUAUGGUGACAGACACCCUCCAACCCCUAAUCUCGGAUGAAGAUAAUGCGGGCCUGAUAGUAAUACCGUCGGCCCUGGAGGUGAAAGAAGCAAUGUUUGCUAUUAAUGGAGAAAAAGCACCAGGACCCAACGGGUUUUCGGCGAGCUUCUACCACACCCAUUGGAGUGUGAUCGGGCCAGACCUUGUAGAAGAGGUUCAAGUGGUGUUCAGAUCAGGAACCCUUCCCCGCAGAGUUAAUGACACUCACGUGUGCAUGAUCCCGAAGAUCAAAGGCCCGCAACGAGUAUCUGAUUAUCGGCCUAUUGCGCUAUGUAAUGUUUAUUACAAGGUCUAUUCCAAGAUACUCCAAAGAAGGCUACAGCCGCUGUUGGGGAAGAUUAUAUCGGAGAACCAAUCAGCUUUCGUCCCAGGGAGACUGAUAGGAGACAACAUCCUAAUUACUCAUGAGGUUUUACACACCUUGAAGACGUCUAAAGCAGAGAAAAGAGUGGCGAUGGCAGUAAAAACGGACAUGAGUAAAGCGUACGAUCGACUAGAAUGGGACUUCAUCGCGGCGGUGUUAGAGAGACUCGGAUUUCACCACCAGUGGAUUGGUCUAAUCAUGCAGUGUAUCUCGACAGUUACAUACUCCUUCCUCAUUAACGGUUCGCCUAGAAGAAAGGUUAAACCGAGCCGAGGGAUUCGCCAAGGCGACCCCCUCUCUCCCUACAUAUUCACUCUUUGUAGUGAGGUACUCUCGGGUCUUUGUAACAAAGCACAAGCGGAGGGCCGUAUUGAGGGCAUUAAGGUGGCAAGGGGGAGUCCCCGGAUUAACCACCUGUUGUUUGCGGAUGACACUAUGUUCUUCCUCAAGGCAAACAAAGAAUCGACGCUGGCACUAAAAGAGAUCUUGCAUAGCUACGAGAAAGCAUCGGGCCAGUCGAUUAACCUGGCAAAGUCUUCGGUCACGUUCUCAUGCAAAGCCCCGGCUACAUUGAAAAGAAUGGUGCACAAUGAACUGCAAAUCCAAAAGGAAGGCGGAGUUGGGAAGUAUCUUGGUCUACCGGAGCACUUCGGAAGAAAGAAGAAAGACUUGUUCUCGUCUAUUGUGGAGCGGAUUAAACAAAAAGCAAGUAGUUGGUCGAACAGAUAUCUAUCCGCAGCAGGAAAGAUGGUGAUGCUUCAAAGUGUCCUUUCACCUAUACCAUCCUUCUCCAUGACAUGUUUUAAACUCUCAGUAUCCUUAUGUAACCGUAUCCAAUCAGCGCUCACCCGGUUCUGGUGGGACGAUAAGUCGGGGAAGAAGAAGAUGGUUUGGAUCGCUUGGAACAAAAUGACUCUUCCAAAGAGCAAUGGCGGUUUGGGCAUCAGGGAUAUACAUGCAUUUAACGAUGCUUACCUGGCCAAGAUAAGCUGGCGACUGAAGGAAAACCUAGACUGCCUCCUAGGGAGAAUACUCCUAAGCAAGUACUGUCCCGAUGGGAACCUCCUCACAUGUUUCGCGCCGAGUGCAGCGUCUCAUGGUUGGCAAAGCAUUCUGGAAUCAAUCAAGGUCUGGGAUGAUGCAUGGUUAACGCUUGAUGCUCUGUGCCGACCAAUGGGCCCAGAAACUAGAGAAUCAGCUGAGUUAACGGUCAAAGAUCUCAUCCUAGAGGAGACCGGCGAGUGGAACAGAGGUCUGAUCCAGACUAUCCUACCGUUUGAAGAAGCAAGAAUUCUCAAUCUACAACCUAGUACUAAAGGAGCACCUGAUGCGUUAAAAUGGUUAGGAACAAGAACAGGGGAGUACUCGGUCAAUGGCCCCGAAGGUAAAGAUGUUUAUGUGGAAGUGUCUGAGGGGAAUCCUCCCGUGUGGGAUCUCGCUCCUCUCGACGGACGGUUUGGAAUUAGCGGAUUGACAGAUUUGAGAGCUGACUGGACUGAGCUCCAGAAGCAGAAGUGCCUCCCCCCAACAGGUUUAUUUUCCUCCCCGAUUGUUCCUUGGAUUAUAUGGGGCUUGUGGAAAGCACAGAACAGGUAUGUCUUUGAGAACUUCGCUGGGACUCCGGCAGACAUACUAUCACAGGCAAUAGUUGCAGCAAAAGAGUGGGCCUCCGCGCAGGAGAAGAAAGCUAAAUAUAGCCAAAAGAGCCCGGAGCAGACGUCUCGUGAGCUUGGUACGAUAGCUCGGUCGGACACUGCGUGGUCAGAGACCACAAAAAAUGCAGGGCUAGGGUGGACGGUAACAUCGCGAGAACAGAGGACCAUGCUAAAGAAAGGGAUUGGUUUUACUCCCUCAGCCCUAGUUGCAGAAGGCUUAGGGCUGACGGAAGCGGUAGCUACUUACAACUUCCAUGGAGUGAAGGAAGCAUUGUUUGAACCGGAUUCGAGCCAGCUGAUUUCGGCUGUCAAUGGUGAUAACCCCCCCUUGGAGCUGUAUGGAAUUGUGGAAGAUAUCCACAUUAUUGCUAGUGCUUUUUGA